Molecule: messenger RNA, 2838 nt
Organism: Podarcis muralis (Common wall lizard)
Lineage: Eukaryota; Metazoa; Chordata; Lepidosauria; Squamata; Lacertidae
Gene: SFXN5
Product: sideroflexin 5
Biological process (GO): monoatomic ion transport; mitochondrial transmembrane transport; citrate transport
Cellular component (GO): mitochondrial inner membrane
Molecular function (GO): citrate transmembrane transporter activity; monoatomic ion transmembrane transporter activity
Source: RefSeq, a predicted model, not a curated record
GUGCUGGCGGAGGGGGCGGGGCCAGGCGGCGCAGGAGACUCGCUGGCUGCCAGUGGCGCCGUGAGGGGAUGGCGGAGAGCGCGGGCAUCCCGCCCUUCCAGCUGGGGAGGCCUCGCUUCGAGCAGACUUCGUUUUACGGAAGGUUUAGACACUUCUUGGACAUCAUUGACCCCCGCACCCUCUUUGUCACUGAGAGUCGUCUUAAAGAAGCUGUGCAGUUGCUGGAGGAUUAUAAACAUGGGACUCUGCCCCCAGGAGUCACCAACAAAGAGCUUUGGAAAGCACAAAAAAUUAAACAGGCCAUCAUCCAUCCGGACACUAACGAGACGAUUUUCAUGCCUUUCAGAAUGUCAGGUUACAUUCCUUUUGGGACACCUAUUGUUGUUGGUCUCCUGCUGCCAAAUCAGACGCUGGCAUCCACCGUCUUCUGGCAGUGGUUGAAUCAGAGCCACAAUGCCUGUGUCAACUAUGCAAACCGAAAUGCGACAAAGCCUUCUCCAGCAUCCAAGUUCAUCCAGGGCUACUUGGGAGCUGUCAUAAGUGCUGUCUCGAUCGCAGUGGGCCUUAACGUUCUGAUCCAGAAAGCUAAUCAGUUUACUCCGGCCACCCGGCUCCUGAUCCAGAGAUUUGUGCCAUUCCCCGCUGUAGCCAGUGCCAAUAUUUGCAACGUGGUCCUGAUGAGACACAUGGAGCUGGAGGAGGGGAUUGACGUCCUGGACAGCGAUGGCAACAGGGUCGGGUCUUCCAGAAUUGCUGCCAAACAUGCACUGCUAGAGACGGCCCUGACCAGAGUGGUCUUGCCAAUGCCUAUACUGGUUCUACCUCCAAUCAUCAUGUCUCUACUGGAAAAAACGGCUCUCCUGCGGUCGCGGCCCCGGAUGGCCCUCCCCGUGCAGAGCUUUGUGUGCCUUGCUGCCUUCGGCCUGGCGCUGCCCCUGGCCAUCAGCCUCUUCCCGCAGAUGUCUGAGAUUGAGACGUCGCGCCUGGAGCCCGAAAUCGCCCGGGCCACCACCAGCGAGACCCUGGUCUACAACAAAGGGUUGUAAGCGGAAGCAGAGCUGCCGGGCCUGGGAGACGGAGAGGCAUGGAAAGGAGAGCGAGGAAGACUACGGAGGGGGGAGGAGGAGGAGGAAGGGAGGAUGACUAAGACAAUAGAAGGAAAGAGCUGGAGAACCUCGUAGCAUCUUCCCACCGCCAAGAGCCGAGCGUAAAUUAACACUCUCAGAGACCGGCGUCUCACGUCGGUCGGAAAGAUUAAUAUUUAAAGUUUUAAAUUAGCGACAGUAACAGCACAAAGGAAGGAGCGCCAGGGAGGGAGGGAAGGAGCCGAGAGCCAACAUCCUGAAUCCUCAGCGGAGGGGACUGUCGUGGCCCCUUUCCGUGGCUCCGCUCGGCUCCCGUGCGAACAUCGACCUCUCUUCUCCACGGCACUUUCACCUCCCAGUCUGAGGAGCUCAGCCUCCUCCGCUCCGUUCGGUUCUGCACAGCACUCAGCCCCCGGCGCAUGACUUAGAAGAAUUAGGUAGGUAGGGCGUCUUGAUAAUCGUACUCUUUCGAUUCAGUGUCACUCUUGCACCAGUCGAUGUGCACAGAAUCAAUCUUAGAUCCGCAGCACUCGCUUUGAUUCUAAACCAAUAACGCAGCCAAGGUCGUAGCCAACACGCAGCACCCACGUCCCCCACCCACCCGUCCCCACUGGCCUGAGGACUGCCGCCACACUCCACCACAUAUCUCUCUCUCUCUCCAGUGGGCGAGCUCGCAAGUUAAAUUUGCCCUGCUCUAAUUGCAGCUGUCACUUGGUUAGUCGGAAUGUGUGAAGCUCCUGUGGUGGGUCUCCGGAUCGUGGCCUCUUCUCACCCUCCGGCAGGAGGUAGCAAAAGGCACUGUUUGAAGGUUGCACACUCCCCGGGAUGGGGGGAGCUUUCUGGCUGGCUGCCAACUCCCUGCCCAGCCUCUUGGGUGCCCAAUGCGCUGCCAUCACGCAGGGCUCUGCCUACACAAUGAGCUCGCCCGGCCUUCUUCCCCACUUGGCAGCGGUGGAGGUUCUUGGGGGCUUCCCUGCUUCUCCUGCUGCUUCAGCCCCAGAUGCCCCGUGCAGUGCCCUAAAGGGAGGGCAGGCAGGGGGAAAGGCAGGGCAGAUGUUCUUCCAGAGGCAAGAGGGAAGGUAGGUGGCAGCCAUCAGAAGGGGGGGGGUCACUGGGUGGCCCAGAGGAGGGGACAAACUGCAAACGGGCUUCUCUGCUGGAGAGGGAAACAAACUUGGCUGGAAUAAUAACCCUAGUGAAGAACUUUCUGGAGGUGAGCAUCGUUUAACAGUGGAACAGACUCCCUUGGACGCUCCUUCCUUGGAGGUUUUUAAGCAGGGGUUCUGAGAUUCCUGCAUUGCAAGGGGUCGGACUAGUUGAGCCUUGAGGUCCCUCCCAAUUCUGCAAUUCUAUGAUUCUAAUAUGGCGGAACUAAGCCCAGGGUUUCCAUUGGCAGCGCUCCGUAGAUUUGCACCACCAGAGAGAACCUUGUGACCCCAGGCACAGGGUGCCAGUCUGCAGUGUUUGGCCCAAAGGAGGCCGCAAGUGGUGGAGGGGUCUGCCCCUCCUGGUGCAUAUCAUUCCCAAGCUGCGGGGCCUGCUUUGACCCCUGGAAAGGGUUGGGAAGCAGGGAGGAAAGGUUUGUGUGCAAGGAAGUGGAAGGAAGGAAGGACUGAUGCUCUCGCUGCUCGCCUUCAGGACUCUGCAUUAGAGGAAGAGGAAUAUACAGUGGUACCUCGGGUUAAGAACUUAAUUCGUUCUGGAGGUCCAUUCUUAACCUGAAGCUGUUCUUAACCCGAGGUACUAUUUCUGG